Phlebotomus argentipes is the source of this 1728-nucleotide messenger RNA. RefSeq names its product tRNA-dihydrouridine(47) synthase [NAD(P)(+)]-like (gene Dus3). The transcript has 3 exons. NCBI's taxonomy places the organism in Eukaryota, Metazoa, Arthropoda, Insecta, Diptera, Psychodidae. Gene Ontology annotation, molecular function: RNA binding; tRNA dihydrouridine synthase activity; flavin adenine dinucleotide binding. The coding region runs from base 91 to 1728 and encodes 545 amino acids. The record is from RefSeq and is a predicted model, not a curated record. Gene Ontology annotation, biological process: tRNA processing.
GCGAAUUUUUGACAGGCGGUAGUUUUCGCCACCACACGUGUUUUGGGAGUCGGCUUGUGGUGAAAACAUCCAGAGAAAUACUCCAAAAUCAUGGAUCCAGGCGUUUGUUACAUCAAACCAGAGUAUCUCAUUGAAGUGCUGAAAACGACUGAUAUAAACUUGGGUGAGUAUCCAGAAAAGCAUGACUUGCAGCAGAAAGCCGAUAGGAAGAGAGAUAAGAAACGAGGGCAGAAUAAGAACCGCCCGGCGCCUUACAAGGUGAAGCGGGAAUCCCAGUUGUGCUCGAGUUUGGUCAACGGAGAUCCAUCGUCUGCCUGCAGUUAUCCAAAAUGUAUUUAUCUGCACGAUGUGAAAAAGUAUCUGGAGGAGAAGCCGAAAGACAUUGGCCAGAGCUGCUAUAUUUACUCCCAGACUGGCCAUUGCCAAUAUGGCCUGACAUGUAGAUAUGCAGCGUGUCAUCUGGAUGAGGAUAAGAGGAAUUUAGGUGCGAAGGAAGGUGUGAGGAAGCCAUUCUCUCACGUGGACAUCGAAAUGCUGACGCUUUUGCGGAAGAAGCAGUACAAUCUGGAGAAGAGUCGGAAGAUUGUGGCGGAAUAUGAGAAGAGAAGGAAUCAGGGAUAUACGCCAGACACAGAUUUGAUCCCUGAGAGGCCAGCCGAGAAGAGGCAAAUAGACUUCCGCGACAAACUCUUCCUCAGUCCCUUGACGACUGUGGGAAAUCUGCCCUUCAGACGGAUCUGCAAGGAGUACGGAGCCGAUGUGACUUGUGGUGAGAUGGCCUGUGUGGUGCCUCUGCUCCAGGGAGCGAAGCAGGAGUGGGCCUUGACCAAGAGGCAUCCCUCAGAGGAUCUAUUUGGCGUGCAGAUUUGUGGCAACAAGGCUAGUCUGGUGGCUGGAGCCACGCAGGUUCUGAUUGAGAAGGCUAAUGUGGACUUUGUCGAUCUCAAUCUGGGCUGUCCAAUUGAUUUGAUCUACAAACAAGGAGCGGGCAGUGCUCUGAUUCGUCGCCAGAACGUCCUGGAAGGGAUUGUGCGCAGCUGCGCGACUGUUCUGGGCGACAAACCCUUCACAGUAAAGACCAGGACCGGCGUCUAUGCGGACAAGAGCGUGGCUCAUGAGUUGGUGCCCAAAUUUGAAGAGUGGGGAGCCAGUUUGGUCACAGUUCAUGGAAGAUCCAGGGAGCAGAGAUACACGAAGACCGCCGACUGGAAGUACAUUGAGGAGUGUGCGAAGCAGGCUAAAGAGAUUCCUGUUAUAGGGAAUGGCGAUAUUCUCAAUUUCGAGGACUAUCAGGAAGCGAGAAGGAUUGCUCCUCACAUUUCUGGUGCGAUGAUUGGCAGAGGAGCUCUUAUCAAGCCGUGGCUCUUCAAGGAAAUCAAGGAUGGGCGUCACUGGGAUCCAUCCGCCUCGGAACGCUUCGACAUGAUGAAGAAGUUCGUCAACUAUGGACUCGAACAUUGGGGAAGUGACACGAAGGGUGUGGAAACGACCAGGAGAUUCCUUCUGGAGUGGCAGUCUUUCCUGUACAGGUACGUUCCCUACGGACUACUUGAGCAUCCGCCGCAGAAGAUCAACGCUCGACCAAACACUUAUCGUGGUCGGGAUGAUCUGGAGACUCUGAUGGCGUCCAACAACUGCGCCGACUGGAUUCUGCUGAGUGAGAGACUCCUGGGCCCAGUGCCGGAUGGCUUUGUCUUCCUGCCCAAGCACAAAGCCAACUCUUAUUGA